This is a messenger RNA of Euleptes europaea (tarantolino), 2968 nucleotides long. It is a transcript of the gene NSMAF, whose product is annotated as neutral sphingomyelinase activation associated factor. Gene Ontology annotation, molecular function: protein binding. The coding region runs from base 18 to 2768 and encodes 916 amino acids. NCBI's taxonomy places the organism in Eukaryota, Metazoa, Chordata, Lepidosauria, Squamata, Sphaerodactylidae. The transcript has 31 exons. The record is from RefSeq and is a predicted model, not a curated record.
CCGGGCGGGCCGGGCCCAUGGCCUUCAUUCGGAAGAGGCGGCAGGAACAGCAGCUCUACUCCAAGGAGAGGUUCUCCUUGUUGCUCCUUAAUCUCGAAGAAUACUACUUUGAACAGCAUACUGUGAAUCAUGUUCUGAAGAAAAAUGCCGCAGAUAGAAGGAAAGUCAGAGGAUCAUUGAAAAUCUGCUCAAAAUCUGUGAUAUUUGAACCUGAUGAAAUAAGCCAGCCCAUUAUUAAGAUACCUCUGAGAGACUGUAUUAAAAUAGAAGCACCCGAAGACAAUGGAAGUAACCCGUUUACAGGGGGAACUCCUGGAACAAUUUCUAUUACAUCAAAUCAGGCUUUUCUCACUAAAGAGCAAAACAUUAUUGCACCCUUUAAAACAGAAAGAGGUAAAAUGGAAUAUGUGUUUGAACUGGAUGUUCCUGGAAAGGUUGAAGAUGUUUUACAAACCCUUCACCAGUUGUAUAGAGCGUCUCAGCUGGACAAGCUGGGAGACCAGGCUGCUAUGAUAACUGCUAUAUUGCAAUCGCUUUUGGCCAGGGCAUCGUUUGACAAGAACAGAUUUCAGAAUGUUUCUGAAACAUUGCAUAUGGAAUGUAAAGCUGAAAUGGUUACUCCACUGGUGACUAACCCGGGGCAUGUAUGCAUCACUGACGCAAACUUGUAUUUCCAGCCUCUUAAUGGCUACCCUAAACCUGUAGUUCAAGUGACGCUGCACAGUGUCAGACGCAUCUAUAAAAGAAGACAUGGCCUGUUGCCAUUGGGUCUCGAAGUAUUUUGCACAGAGGAUGAUCUUUGCUCAGAUAUCUAUUUGAAGUUCUACCACACUAAAGAUCGAGAUGAUGUCUAUUUCUACGUGGCAACAUAUUUAGAGAAUCAUGUAGCAGAGCAAGCGGCAGAGAGUUACAUGUUACAAUGGCAACGAGGACGUAUUUCAAACUACCAGUACCUUCUCCAUCUCAACAAUCUGGCUGAUCGGAGCUGCAAUGACCUCUCUCAGUAUCCUGUAUUUCCUUGGAUUAUAGCAGAUUACUCUAGUUCAGAACUGGAUUUGAUGAAACCUGAAACUUUUCGAGACCUGAGUAAACCAAUCGGUGCCCUAAAUAAAGAGAGAUUAGAACGAUUAUUGGAGCGCUAUCGGGAAAUGCCAGAGCCAAAGUUUAUGUAUGGUAGCCACUACUCUUCCCCCGGUUAUGUCCUGUUUUAUCUUGUCAGAGUUGCACCAGAAUACAUGCUUUGCUUACAAAAUGGAAGGUUUGAUCACCCUGACAGAAUGUUCAACAGCAUUGCAGAAACCUGGAAGAACUGCUUGGAUGGGGCAACGGACUUCAAAGAGCUAAUUCCUGAAUUCUAUGAGAACGAUUCCAGUUUCCUAGUAAAUAAUCUGAAUCUGGACCUCGGCAGGACACAAGGAGGAAAGAUGGUUGAAAAUGUAGAACUUCCCCCGUGGGCGUCAGAUGUUGAUGACUUCCUUCAGAAGAGCCAAGAUGCUUUAGAAAGCCAAUACGUGUCAGAACAUCUGCAUGAAUGGAUUGACUUAGUGUUUGGUUACAAACAGAAGGGAGAUGAAGCUGUUGCAGCCUGUAACGUAUUUCAUCCAUUGACGUAUGAAGGAGGAGUUGAUUUGAACAGAAUUAUGGACCCAAGUGAAAGAGUAGCGCUGCUAACACAAAUCUUAGAAUUUGGACAGACUCCGAAACAGCUGUUUAUAACCCCUCACCCUCGGAGGAUAAUCCCCAAAUUCAAAAGCUUGUCUCGUGCAUCCAGCAGCAGCAUCUCUAUGACUGAGUUGCCAGUAUCCCCAGUUGAAGAGUCUUUUGAAGAUCUGACAGAAGAAAGUUUAACUCUUGCUUGGAACAACAUUACCAAAUUAAAGCCGGAUGAGCAACACAAGAUUCACAAAGGGGCAGUUACUGGAAUCGCAGUCUCUUCUAACAAGUCUUCCAUUUUUUCUACGUCUCACGAUUCAACCUUGAAGAUGUUUUCUGCAGAAUCAAAAAUGCUCCAGAGGAGUGUGUCCUUCUCAAGCAUGGCUUUGUCAUCCUGUUUAAUUCUUCCAGGGGAUACCACUGUAAUAUGUUCUUCGUGGGACAACAAUAUAUAUUUCUACUCAAUUGCCUUUGGAAGACGGCAGGACACCUUAAUGGGCCAUGAUGAUGCUGUCAGCAAAAUCUGCUGGCACGAUGAUCGCUUAUAUUCUGCAUCUUGGGAUUCCACUGUGAAAGUGUGGCACUGUGUUCCUGCAGAACUGUUGGGAACUAAGAAACAUUUUGAAUUGUUUGCUGAGUUGGAACAUGAUGUUAGUGUAAAUACAAUCCACUUGAAUGAUGCACAUACCCUGCUAGCAUCAGGAACCAAAGAAGGCACGAUUUGUAUCUGGGAUAUUACUACUGCUUCAAUAUUGCAUCAGCUUGCUUGCCAUACGGGGACUGUCUUUGAUGCUGCUUUUAGUCCUGAUAGCCGACACCUGCUAAGCACAGGAGAAGAUGGCUACUUCAAAGUGACAGAUGUACAAACUGGAAUGAUUAUCUCUUCCAUGGCUUCAGAGCAGCCGCAGAGAUGUUUCAAGUGGGAUGGCAACACUAUCUUAUCAGGAAGUCAAUCUGGAGAAUUGCUGGUUUGGGAUAUAGUUGGAGGGAAAAUAGUUGAAAGAAUUAAAGGCCAUACAGGUCCAGUGACAUCUAUGUGGAUGAAUGAGCAAUGUAACAGCAUUAUCACUGGAGGGGAAGAUAGACAAAUCAUGUUCUGGAAACAGGAGUACUAAGUGCCUUUUCUUGAAAUGUACAUGGGCUUCCAAUGUAUUUUAAACCAGAGUUUUAAAUGUAUCUUAUCCAUAUGUAUUCAAACCUGUAGAGGUUCAGACCAAGAGUGCUUGGUGCCUCUAGAUUAAGUUCUCUAAAUUAUUCAGUGUUGGCCUAUAAUAUGCCCUUGUAUUUCUGUAUAUCAUUGCAGCUUGAAAUGCUU